CAAGAACAACGUUCCAUCUCUUCCCACUUCCACCAGCUACAAGCUCUUGAGAAAACUAGAUCAAAAUGUCUGCUCCCAGGGUCCUCAUCGCCGCCAACCCCCAGCUCGGUCUCAUCUGGACCAAGGAGGACGCCAAGAAGAUUAUCGGCCCCCUUGCCGAGAUUGUCGAGCUCUCGUCGCCCUCGCGUGAGGCCUUCUUCGAGGACCUCAAGACCAAGUACGCUGGCAUCACCGCCAUCUACCGUCACAACGACUCGGCCAACGCUAUUGGCUUCUUCGACAAGGAGUUCAUCGACAAGCUCCCCGAGAGCGUCAAGCUCAUUGCCCACAACGGUGCCGGCUACGACCAGAUUGACGUCGCUGCCGCCACUGCCCGUGGCAUCCUCGUCAGCCACACCCCCAAGGCUGUCGACUCGGCCACCGCCACCGUCGCUGCCUUCCUUACCAUCUCGGCUCUCCGCCAGUUCUGGCGCGCCGAGGUCAACGUUCGCGAGGGCAAGUGGAAGGCUGGCCUCGUCCCCGCCCUUGACCCCGAUGGAAAGACUGUCGGCAUCAUCGGCAUGGGCGGCAUCGGCUCUGCCCUCGCCAAGCGCCUGAUCGCCUUCGACAUGAAGGUCAUCUACUACAACCGCAAGGAGAUCUCCCCCAAGCCCGACUUCCCUUGCACGUACGUCUCGAGCGCUGAGGAGCUCCUCCGCCAGUCGGACGUCGUCUCGCUCAACCUCCCCCUCAACGAGAAGACCAAGAACUCGUUUGGCAAGGAGCAGUUUGCCCAGAUGAAGAAGGGCUCGAUCCUGGUCAACACUGCCCGUGGUGGUGUGGUCGACGAGGAGGCCCUCCUCGAGGCCCUCGAGAGCGGCCACCUCUUCUCGGCCGGCCUCGACGUCUUCCCCGACGAGCCCAACGUCAACCCCAAGCUCCUGUCCAACGACAAGAUCACUGUCCUCCCCCACAUGGGCACCGAGACCAAGGACACGCAGCGCAAGAUGGAGCUCCUUGUCCUCGACAACAUUGCGUCAUUCCUCCAAGGAAAGGGCCUCCUCACCCAGGUUGCCGAGCAGAAGCAGUAAACAGGGUCAACAGGGCGCGACUGGCUGGUGUGUACUUGUAUUUGAGAUCAUCCUGUAACUGUCAAGGGGAGUGGUGACAGUUGUACCCGCAUGCACAGCAGUGGC
Molecule: messenger RNA, 1175 nt
Organism: Vanrija pseudolonga
Lineage: Eukaryota; Fungi; Basidiomycota; Tremellomycetes; Trichosporonales; Trichosporonaceae
Product: Putative 2-hydroxyacid dehydrogenase UNK410
Exons: 3
Coding region: 66-1070 (334 amino acids)
Molecular function (GO): NAD binding; oxidoreductase activity, acting on the CH-OH group of donors, NAD or NADP as acceptor
Source: RefSeq, a predicted model, not a curated record